Messenger RNA from Nicotiana tabacum (common tobacco), 795 nucleotides. NCBI's taxonomy places the organism in Eukaryota, Viridiplantae, Streptophyta, Magnoliopsida, Solanales, Solanaceae. The record is from RefSeq and is a predicted model, not a curated record.
AUGCAUCCUCGGAAUCAGGAUGGAGGUCGACAUGAACAUCAAGUAGCUUUUAGUCAUAGGGGAUUUGGAUCUAUUGAUACAUCAAGUUCAAGGAGAGUGGACUACAAGAACGUCAAGAUCCUUCCAUACAUGCACUGUGUAAUGGAGCUAUGCAAUAAAUUCACAAAGAUCGAGUUCAGGCACAUUCCCAUGUUCCGGAAUGAGUUUGCCGACACUCUCGCAACCUUGUCAUCUAUGAUUCAGCAUCCAUAUAAGAAUUACAUCGACCCUAUAGAGAUAGAGACCGGGGAUCAACAUGCGUAUUGUUUUCAUGUAGAUGAAGAGCCAGACACCAUUAAUUACUUCACCAAAUGGGUUAAAGCUUCUACAAACAAGGCCAUCAUAAAGAAAGUAUUGGCAGAUUUCGUCCGUAACAACAUAGUUUGCCGAUUUGGGAUACCCGAGUCAAUCAUCAUUAACAAUGCAGUCAAUCUCAACGGUGAUCUCAUGAGGGAAAUUUGCAAUAAGUUCAGAAUUGUCCACCAUAACUCUACAACCUACAGACUGCAAAUGAAUGGAGCAGUUGAGGCGGCCAACAAAAAUAUCAAAAGGAUUCUGCGAAAGAUAAUGGACAAUCAUAGGCAAUGGCACGAGAAAUUAUACUUCGCCUUACUGGGUUAUUGGACCACCAUGAGGACAUCCACUGGGUCAACGCCAUACAUGUUGGUGUAUGGCACCGAAGUUGUGAUACCCGCAGAGGUUGAGAUACCAUCUUUAAAAGUCAUCCAAGAAGCCAAGUUAGACGAUGCAGAAUAG